Molecule: messenger RNA, 1374 nt
Organism: Neospora caninum
Lineage: Eukaryota; Apicomplexa; Conoidasida; Eucoccidiorida; Sarcocystidae
Exons: 2
Coding region: 1-1374 (457 amino acids)
Biological process (GO): transcription initiation at RNA polymerase III promoter
Cellular component (GO): RNA polymerase III complex
Molecular function (GO): nucleotide binding
Source: RefSeq, a predicted model, not a curated record
AUGCACGUGGUGGAACCCUGCGUCGGGGUUCUGACGAAUCUGGAAGUCCUCGCCUUACUUCGGCAGCAGCAGCGGCGCCUGCCUUCUCUUCAGUCUCUUCUCCUCAGUCACUCCUCGUCUUCGGAAGCUCGUCAGAAUGCGGCUGACGAGCCUGAGAAAGGAGGCGCUUCGUCCGCAGUGUCGGACCCAGCGGGCGGUCCGGCCGACGGGGCUUCCAGGGUUUUCCGCCCGGAAACCGUCAAAGCGUAUCUCUACCAGCAUAUGCUAAAUCACACCCUUCAACAUUACAUAGAGUCCACGUGCCCGUACCUCUCGCUGCUCGACACGAGUCCUCAAGAGCGACAGAGCGCCGAAACAAGCGGCCGAGAACGGACGCGGCCAGUCGCGCAACACGGCCGCGGAACUGCACGGCAAGACGACAAGUGCUCAAGAGCAGCGCUAGGCCCGUCGACACAUGAGGGCAAUGAGAGCCGACGCAGCGGCAGCGCUCUGGGAGGGGGUCCGUCCGCGAUGGUUGCGCGUGGCCUUCAAAAGCUCCUGUGUCGCCGAUUUUUUUCAUGCGUUGGUCCGUGCCUAGAGAUCCUCAGUCUCCGCUACGGGCUCUACCAAGGCGAGCUUCUUCAGAUGCUGAACCUCGGAGCCUCAAAGCCUGUCGAGAUCUACGCCAUGGUGGAGGAGUGUGCAGUCAGGCUCUCGGAAAACGAAGUGAAUGAAGUUUUGGAGGCUAUCCAGCACUUCUUGGUGGACCACAAAACCACGCCUCCGCCGUAUUCCAUUGGCGGGACAGGGACGCUGGCGCCGUGGCCGACGCCCUCAUCGCCCCAGUUCGUGCACGCAACGGGCCUGUUGGGCUCCACUGUCUCCUCUGCACUGUCCGCUUCAGCUGCCGUUUUCCCUGGAGGGGCGAGCUGCGAGAUGGCUGCCGCGACUGGCUCUUCCUUACGCGCCCCGCAGGAUGGCCGAUUGACAAAAGAGGGACAAGAUUCGUUUCUUGACCUUGCGCAAAGUGCGGAUGCCUCCCCCAAGCCGUCCAUGUUUCCUCCCGCCCCGUCUGUCUCCUCGGCCUUGAUCGCCCCUCUGGCUGCGGGCUCCUCGGGCUCUGGAGCCAACAGCCUCGCGCCUGACGAGACGAGGACGUUCCUCGAAGCUCUGGAAAUCUGUCAGGCUGGAGCGGAAAACAUUUUUGGAGAAGCGACUAUCCCGGAGCGUGGGCAAGGCGAGGAAGGUGAAGACCCUCAGGACGACUCCCGUGGAGCCCGACGCGGUCGCAGGGGCAAGAGAGCGAGCAGUGCGGCCCGAAAACCCCGGACGCGGUCCAGGCAAGGAUCACGAAAGAGACACUCCUCGGCGGGCGAAGCGGUCGGUGGCGCCUAG